Telopea speciosissima is the source of this 786-nucleotide messenger RNA. Its product is annotated as mitochondrial import inner membrane translocase subunit TIM22-4-like. The record is from RefSeq and is a predicted model, not a curated record. Gene Ontology annotation, molecular function: transmembrane protein transporter activity. Gene Ontology annotation, biological process: protein insertion into mitochondrial inner membrane. The transcript is spliced from 4 exons. Bases 87 to 602 code for a protein of 171 amino acids. Lineage: Eukaryota; Viridiplantae; Streptophyta; Magnoliopsida; Proteales; Proteaceae. Gene Ontology annotation, cellular component: TIM22 mitochondrial import inner membrane insertion complex.
UCCGACUGCUGUUCUUAGUUAGCUUCUUUUCAUCGAGAUUUGCAGCCCCCUUUCAGGCUUAGUAUUUGCAGUUGAACCAUUCAAUCAUGGCCACCACUUCGGAUUCAGAAUCCUCAACUUCUUCUUCUUCGAGCUCAAACGAAGCACAGAAGCCCCAGAUAGAGCCGUUAAGGCUGCCAACGAUCGAGGAGAUCCGUGGCCAAGACAUAUGGAACAACUGCGCUGUUCGAAGUGUUGUUAGCGGAGUAAUGGGUGGUGGGCUUGGGUUUUUCAUGGGUAUGUUUCUUGGGGCAUUGGAUAAUCCUCUAAUGCAAGAGGAAAUGACUGCAAGGCAACAAUUCGUUUAUACUGCAAAGCAGAUGGGAAGGAGGAGUUUAAAUUCGGCCAAGACAUUUGCAGUGAUGGGAUUUGUUUUCUCAGCUGCAGAAUGCGUUGUUGAGAAGGCACGGGCUAAGCAUGACAUGACGAAUACUGUUGUUGCUGGAUGUGUAACUGGAGGAGCGAUAUCUGCUAGGGGUGGUCCAAAGGCAGCAUGUGUUGGAUGUGCAGGUUUUGCCACGUUUUCGGUCCUGAUUGAGAAAUUUUUGGAAAGAUAUGAAUGAUAAAUUGGGUAACCAGUCCAGUUUUGUACCGCUAGUCCACCCAAAUUUGUUUGAAUCUAGUUUUCUCAAUCAAGGCAUAAUGUUUUUUCAUUCUUAAACCCAUUACGAGUCAUUUCUUCCCUGUUUCGUAUGGGAUGUAGCCAGAAAUUAUUAUGAUCUCUUUGAAGUGUUGACAUUUUCAUGC